Molecule: messenger RNA, 6058 nt
Organism: Sander lucioperca (pikeperch)
Lineage: Eukaryota; Metazoa; Chordata; Actinopteri; Perciformes; Percidae
Product: latent-transforming growth factor beta-binding protein 4
Exons: 37
Coding region: 294-5675 (1793 amino acids)
Molecular function (GO): calcium ion binding; transforming growth factor beta binding
Source: RefSeq, a predicted model, not a curated record
CUCUCUCUCUCUCUCCCCCUGCUCACACACACUGUUGCUCGCUCACACGCAGGAGUGUUUAGGGAAAAACAAAAGAGUGCGGAGCGAGAAAAGGGAAGCGCCUGUUCAUUUUCUUCUUCCUUCCUUCCCAACUUUUUCCCUGCGACGCUCGUUUUCACUCCACCACAGAGCAAUAAAGAGAGAGAGAGAGAGAGAGAGAGAGAGAGAGAGAGAGGUAGAGUUAGAGGGGAGAGGUUUUGGGGAGUUUUGAACCAUGCAGCUCUCUCAGAAACUCUGACUGCAAACCUCUCGAGAUGCCGCAGCCUGGACUGGUCUGCUUUCUGUCGUGCGUCCUCAUGGUCUUCUUCUCUUCCCCCCCGCCAGCGGAUGGACAGACGGCGGUCUCCGGGGGAGGAGGGGGGGUGGAGAGGAUCCAGGUGAUGUUCACGCCCACCAUCUGCAAGGUGCGCUGCAGCCAGGACAGAUGCGUGAACUACUGCGAGCGAGGCAACGUCACCUCGCUGUACAGCGACGGGGGAGACGGGGGAGGAGGGGGGAGGAGAGACGGCUCCCACGGACCGGGCUUCAGAGUCUUCCUCUGCCCUCUGCUCUGUAAGAACGGAGGCAUCUGCGUGCAGAAGGAUCGCUGCCUCUGCCCACCAAACUUCACCGGGAAGUUCUGCCAGAUGCCCACCGCUGUAGCCGCAGCCGCGUCGCCCUCCUCCACCAAUGAGAUCGUCAAGCCCGCGCUGCUCUCUGCCAUGGCAUCCAAUCAGGAGCUGACCCAGUCUGAGUUCCUGCUGCCGCUGGGGCGGAGCCAAGAGGCAGGGAGGCCUGCAGCUGUCGGGCCCUCCCUGGUGAAGGUGAGCGUGCAGCACCCCCCUGAGGCCAGCGUGAAGAUCCACCAGGUGCUGAAGGUGUCUGGAUUCAGUCCCACCCUCCGGACGCUCCCGUCCUCCUCGGGGUCAGCGGGCGCUCCGGCGCCGGCGCAUGGCGCGGGGGUCCAGGCCCAGACGGUGAGAGGGGACGACACGUUCAGCCAGCAGUCCGGGUUCAAGUACUGCUUCAGGGAGGUCAGAGACGGACAGUGCAGCUCUCCUCUGCCCGGGCUGAGGAGCAGGGAAACGUGCUGCAGAGGGUUCGGGAAGGCCUGGGGCAUCAGCGACUGUGUCCUCUGUCCUGAUAACACAGGUCAAAGCAACAGCAGCUGUCCUGCUGGUUUUGAGCGAGCCAAUGGGACGCAGUGUGUCGAUGUGAAUGAGUGCCUCCAUCCGGGGCUGUGUGAGAACGGGAUCUGUGUGAACACCAGGGGGAGCUAUAGCUGUGUGUGUAGGGCGGGGUUCAUCCUCGACGCCUCACAUGGAAUCUGCAUCUCCACCAGUGUGAUAUCGGAGGAGAAGGGUCAGUGUCAUCGGGUCCUGGGUUCGGGUCAGGGCCGGUCCUCCUGCUCCCUGCCCAUCCUCAGGAACAUCACCAAACAGAUCUGCUGCUGCAGCCGAGUCGGCAAAGCCUGGGGACCCGACUGCCAGAGGUGUCCCUACUUUGGUUCAGUGGCCUUUAAGGAGAUCUGUCCGGCCGGGCCUGGUUACCACUACUCAGCUUCAGCCCUGCAGUUCAACCAGAGAGUCGCGGAGCAGCUGGGGAGCCGCGGCGCUCUGCUGGUACCUCACGGGAACCAGGAUAAGCAGGGUCCUGGUUCUGGGUCCAGGUCUCAGCAGAUACCCUCUUCCUCUGGAGCCACAGCAAUGGGAGUGAGUACUUCACUGAGUUCUGCUUCCGGUGUCGGAUCCAGCGGCGGAUCAGCUGGUGCCAGCAGAACCCACAUCAGACCCAGUCUGCCCCAGCCUCAUCCUCAGCCCCGGCCGGGCGUCUCCCCGUCCGCAAGGCCCGUGCAGCCUGGCGGCUCCGGCGCCUCAGCCACCCAGGACAACGCCCAGACUCCAGGCAGAGCCGGGCCCCUACAGAACCGGCCCGACCCUGCCCCGUCGAUCACAAGGCAACCAAAACCCCAGCCUCCAUCCACCGGGAGUCAAGCAGGCGGUCGCUCCUCCCCUGUGUCCCGGCCCAAUCCGCCGGCAGAAAGAGGGGUCUCUCUCCCCGCUCCGGCCCAGCCACAGAGCCCCGAGCGUGGGUCAAGGCCCAGCGGAGAGCUCCCUCCAGCUGUCAGCCCGACGGCCAGACCGGCCCGAGUCCAGACAGUGCGAGGUGUGUGUGAGAGCAGACCCGGUGUGUGUGGCCGUGGCCGCUGUGUGGAUCAGCCCGGAGGGAAACACAGCUGUGUGUGUGAUCAGGGACACCAGCCCAACGCUCAGAACACACACUGCCAAGACUUGAACGAGUGUGUGCAGUCUCCAGGUGUGUGUGCAGUAGGACAGUGUGUGAACACCGUGGGGAGCUACAGGUGUGCGUGUCCGUCCGGAUACCGGAGUGGCAGCCAGCAGACCAGUUGCCAAGACAUCGACGAGUGUCUGCAGAACCCCUGCAGCGACGGUCGCUGUGACAACACGCCGGGCAGCUACAGGUGUGUCUGUCGCCUUGGUUACAGGCUCAGAGGAAACACCUGCACAGAUGUGGACGAGUGUGAGGACUCUCUGCAGUGUCCCGGUCAGGAGUGUGUCAACAGCCAGGGCUCGUACCGCUGCGUGUCGUGUCGGCCGGGCUUCACCCUGAUCAACAGGCUCUGUGCAGACAUCGACGAGUGUCGCCAGGCGGUGUGCACCAACGGCCGCUGUGAAAACACACCCGGGAGCUACCAAUGUGUCUGUCGCCACGGUUACAAGCUCCAGAACAACACCUGCACAGAUGUAGAUGAGUGUGCGGAGCCGUCUCAGUGUCCCGGUCAGAUGUGUGUGAACACGGUGGGAUCGUACCGCUGUGUGUCCUGCCGACCAGGAUACACACUCAUCAACAGACAGUGUUCAGACGUGAAUGAGUGUGAGGACGGAGAGUCUUGUCCCGGUCGGCAGUGUGUGAACACUGACGGAUCUUUCAGCUGCACGGACUGUCAGCAGGGCUACCACAGUGUCAACGGACUGUGUGCAGAUGUGGAUGAGUGUGUCCAGGCCUCUCAGUGUCCCGGUCAGCAGUGUGUGAACACUGUUGGAUCGUACCACUGCGUAUCCUGUCAGCAGGGAUACAGCAGCAAGGAUGGCUUCUGCCACGAUGUAGACGAGUGUGCGAGCGUCGGGGCGUGCGACGCAGGCCGGGUUUGUGUCAACACCAUCGGCUCCUUCAGGUGUAACUGUCCACCCGGGUAUCGAACCUCCGGCCUGGGCAGACAGUGCAGAGACAUUAACGAGUGUUUGGAGGGGGAUUUCUGUUUCCCCAGAGGAGAGUGUGUGAACUCUCCGGGCUCCUACACAUGUGUGUGUUCUCAGGGAUUCACUCUGACCGACAACAGGACGGCCUGCAUCGACGUGGACGAGUGUGUGAAGUCGGGUGUUUGUUUGGACGGUCGCUGUGUGAACACUGAAGGCUCCUUCCAGUGCCAGUGUCAAACUGGCUUCACCACCAACCCAGAGGGGACCGCCUGCCUCGAUGUUGAUGAGUGCGUCUCGUCCCACGGCUCAGUGUGUGCGUCACAGCGGUGUGAGAAUACGAUUGGCUCGUACCGCUGCCUAACUUCCUGUGAGCCGGGCUACCAGGUCACACAGAGCGGCAGCUGCGUGGAUGUGAAUGAAUGUGCCAAUGAGACUAUGUGUGGAGACCACGCCGUCUGUAACAACCUGAGAGGAACCUACCAGUGUGUGUGUGACCGGGGCUUUAGCUCCGUCGCCGACGGGAAGGCCUGUGUGGACGUGGACGAGUGUGUGAAGUCGGGUGUUUGUUUGGACGGUCGCUGUGUGAACACUGAAGGCUCCUUCCAGUGCCAGUGUCAAACUGGCUUCACCACCAACCCAGAGGGGACCGCCUGCCUCGACGUGAAUGAAUGUGCCAAUGAGACGGUGUGUGGAGACCACGCCGUCUGUAACAACCUGAGAGGAACCUACCAGUGUGUGUGUGACCGGGGCUUUAGCUCCGUCGCCGACGGGAAGGCCUGUGUGGAUUUGGACGAGUGUGUGUCUCUGCCGGGUGUGUGUGGCUCUGCUCGCUGUGAGAACGUGGAGGGAUCCUUCAUGUGUGAGUGUGACCGAGAGGGAGAGGAGUACGACACCAGCAGCCAGCGCUGUGUCAACACGGCACCACAAGCAGAGACAGCCCCCACCUACCCCUCCAUUUCCUUUUCCUCCUCCGACGUCAGUGUGGUGAGGCUGCUUCCGGGGCUGCCCCCCCUCCCGCCGGCGCGUCCAGGUGAGCUGAGGGAGUGCUACUACAACCUGGCGGAGCAGGGGGCCUGCAACGUGCUGGCUGUCAACACCAGCCAGCAGGAGUGCUGCUGCACGCUGGGCGAGGCCUGGGGGCUGGGCUGCCGGUUCGACGCCUGCCCCCCCGCAUACACAGCCGAGUAUCUGUCUCUGUGUCCCAGUGGGAGGGGAUACGUUAAUACUGGACCUGGAGCCUUCAGCUACACCGAUGUGGACGAGUGUAAGCGUUUCCAUCCAGCGGUGUGUAAGUUUGGAACGUGUGUCAACAACAUCCCCGGAUAUGAAUGCUACUGCCCCAACGGAUACAUCUACGACAGCACAAUGCUGGAGUGUGUCGACCAUAAUGAGUGUGAGGAGGAGAGUUGUGUGGGAGGACAGUGUGUGAACACGGUGGGUUCCUACUACUGCCGCUGUCCGUCUCCUCUGGUGCUGGACGACACGCAACGCAACUGUGUCAACUCGUCCCACCUCACUGUGGAUGAGAACCUGUCUUUGUGCUGGCAGCAAGUCACCGCAGACCUGGUGUGUCAGAGUCCUCUGCUCGGAGCUCAGGUUACCUACACGGACUGCUGCUGUCUGUACGGAGAGGGCUGGGGGAUGGAGUGUGCCCUCUGCCCCCCCACCGACUCCGAGGGCUACUCCUCUCUGUGCAGCUCCUUCCUCCCUGCGUCCUCCCUCUCCGGAGGAGAAACCGGAGCGAGACCAGGAGCCGGACGAGUCCGCGGGGGAGCGGGUCCUCCGUACCUCCCCCCCUACAGUACCGACUCCUUCCCUGACUACGAGGACUACUCUGCAGGGGGCGGCAGCAGGACGGCCUUCAGAGGGAGGACACCGGACGGAUCCUACGGCAGGCAGGAGUACAGCACCGGUUACUACCCUGAAGGAGACUUUGGCCCCCCCGAUGCCGACCCCCGGGCCGAGAGGGGGUUCGAGGCGCGGCCUCCCCCUCCGGCCUGGCCCGACGCACCCCCUCUCAACCUGGCGCCCUACCCAGUGGAGCUGCAGCCGGACACAGAGGACGCUGAGGAGCCGUGGAGGCAGGGCCCGCCGUUCACUGAGAGGGGAGGAGGGGGGGCCCCGCGCAGGGUCUAUGAGAGGCGUUACGAGUCCUACGCCGGCCUGGGCACAGCAGAGGAUUGUGGGAUUCUGCACGGCUGUGAGAACGGCAGGUGUAUUCGCGUUGCCGAGGGCUACACCUGUGACUGUUACCAAGGAUACGAACUGGACAUGACCUCCAUGACGUGUAUAGAUGUAAACGAGUGUGAGGACAACGUCGGCGUGGGCUUCCCGUGUGUGAACGCUCGCUGUGUGAACACAGAAGGCUCGUUCCGCUGCGUCUGCCGGAGAGGAUACGUCAUGUCCCGCAGACCCAACCACUGUGUGGCUGCGUAGACCGGACCGGGCUCGAUCAGACCAGUACGAACUGGUCUUGGGAUGCACAACGGCAGACUGGGCCAGACUAGAUUAGACUACACCGGUUUGAGCUUUACUAUAACGGGUCUCUCUCGAUUGAAGACCAACUUAACACCCCGUUUUAGCUUCUACAACUUCUCCAUGUCCUCGCAAUCACGACUCCAUUUCUGUGUUUAUGUGUCGGUAAUUAACAUGACAUUGUGUCGUAGUUUUGGGGGGGGGGGGGCGUGGUUUCUCAAAAACAUUGCAGAUUUUUGGUUUUUAAAGGAUAGAAUUUCUUUGUUUUCUUUGGAAACACUUCAGAUUGGGCCCAGGCUCAAUUGAGAGUGUAAUGAAGUGACUGCACGCAUGAUUAACCAGCU